Molecule: messenger RNA, 765 nt
Organism: Mycotypha africana
Lineage: Eukaryota; Fungi; Mucoromycota; Mucoromycetes; Mucorales; Mycotyphaceae
Exons: 4
Coding region: 1-765 (254 amino acids)
Cellular component (GO): nucleolus
Molecular function (GO): RNA binding
Source: RefSeq, a predicted model, not a curated record
AUGGCUUCGUUACAAUCUCUAAAAGCACCUACUGGUUUAAGCAAAAAGACACAAAAAGAAAUACAAGCCGAUGAGGAUGAAGAUGUUGUCAUCGACGCCAACGCUUUACCCAGUCAACCACAACAACAACCUUCAGAAGACGAUGUCAUGAUGGACGAAGGAUCAUCAACCGAUAAACCCAACUUUGCGCCUGCCAGUGCUUCUGAAUUAAAGAAAGUGACAAAGGGUGCACGAAAGAUACCUAUUCCUCCUCACCGUAUGUCACCUUUGAAAAGACACUGGUUGGAAAUCUAUUCACCUUUAGUUGAGCAUAUGAAAUUACAAGUGAGGAUGAAUAUCAAAUCAAAAACAGUUGAACUUAAGACGUCUCCCAAAACUGAAGAUGAUGGCGCUUUACAAAAGGGUGCGGAUUUUGUCAAAGCUUUUGCUUUAGGUUUUGAAGUAGAAGAUGCUAUGGCUUUAUUGAGAUUAGACGAUAUUUAUUUGGAUACAUUCGAAAUUAAGGACGUAAAGACUUUACAUGGAGAUCAUUUAGCUCGUGCUAUUGGUCGUAUUGCAGGUCGUGAUGGUAAAACAAAGUUCACAAUCGAAAAUGCUAGUAAAACAAGAAUUGUAUUAGCAGAUACCAAGAUUCACAUUCUAGGUUCAUUCCAAAAUAUUAAAAUUGCUCGUGAUGCUGUUGUUAGUCUUAUUCUGGGUAGUCCACCUGGUAAAGUGUACGCUACUCUUCGUACUAUUUCUGCUCGUAUGAAAGAACGAUUUUAA